GUCCGUUUCUCAGUCUUCUCUCUGAUGCGGGUAGCAAGUGACGAUCGAAUGGGUAUGCCAGAUAUGGCAGAUACGCCUCGUCAUGCACUGACGUUGAAAAUAGUGGCGUGAUGCGAUGGAAUUUCGAUCGAUUACAACUUGGCUCUACCGAGCCUUGGCAUAAAUAGUAGUCAGUCACACGGCAGACGUGUACGGCCUGACGUCAAGGUCCGGGCAUUUUGAUAACGCAGUGUUACACAUUGCCAACCUUUAAGCGCACACGCGAGUCCGAUCUCGGUGGACUCUUUCUUAAAAUAUAAUUACUCGAUGAACUUUGACCAUCGUGAGACAAUCUUUUGUGCCAGACAAUCAGUUUGAUCUCUGCAGUCGAUGUAUCAUUGUUAGUUUCGUCUCAUUCGCAUUUUGUCAUACACCGUUUUCAAUUUGUUCAUAUAUAUAUAGUGUUUGUGCGAGCCGUCAAAAAUCGAGCGUAAUAACGCUCGAUUUUAUUAAAGAUUAAAGGGAUGCUAUCAAAAUGGAUCAUUUUUAAUUGCAUUGUCUGCGUAAUCGCUCUUCCGCUGAAUGACAAUCUCUCGGAAGCCGAUAUCAAAGCUUUCUUACAAUUAAUUGAAUUGGAUUACGAAGAUGCGUGUUACAGUACUGCCAAUAUUCAGUGGUCGUUUAUUAUGUCACCAUCCAACGAAACACUAUCAAAAUGGGAAGUACAACAGAAUAGUUAUGCGGAAUCGAUCAAAACGUGGAAAAAUGAAGUAAUUAAUAAAACAAGGAAUAAAAUAACAGAACAGCUCGAUCCAUCUCUUCAAUAUAAAUAUGAUGUAAUUAAAAAACCAGGCGAUACACUGCUACAAGACAAAGACUGGGAGAAACUUAUACAUUUUGCUGGCCUGAUGGAACUGCAACAAUCGACCAUUAGUUAUACGAAUAAAUCGCAGACCUAUUCACGAGAAGAUGUGGAAUAUUUGCUCUCACAUAGUGGAAAGUCCGAGGAUAAACAAACUGCUUGGAAGGCUUGGCAUCAUCAAUUACUGCCACUAGUUACAAAUUAUUCAAACAAUUUGCCACUCGUUGCUAAAGCUGCAAAGGAAAACGGUGUCAAAAAUGUUAGGGAAUACUGGGAGAUGCUGUCAGGACACCAUGAUGGAUAUAACAAAAUAAAUAAUGAAUGGAGUCGAAUUAAUAAUCUUUAUAAGAAGAUUGUAAAAUUUAUCAGUUCAAAUUUAGCUCAAAAGUAUGAAUUUACUAUAAAUGACACAAUUCCUGCUUAUUUACUUGGUGGUUUACAAAGAUAUGACUGGACGGAUAUUUCAUCGGAUGUUCUACCCCAUUCAGAAUUAAUCUAUGAUAUUAAAAAGAAUCUUUGGAAAAAGAAAUAUUUUGGAAAGUCUCUCUAUAAAACUGCAUCUAAAUUGGGUUCCAUACUAUUUAAACAAGUUCCACAAGCAGAAUUUUGGGAUAAAAGCGAAUUCAACCAAAGUUGUCCUUCCAGAUUGUUAAAUUUUUGUCAAGAUGGUACAAUAAGAGUGUCUACUUGUUCUAAAGCCACUAUGAGGAAUUUCUUGAAAGCUCACGAAGAUAUGGGGAAAAUCCUAUUUAAUCAAAUGACUGUAGAAAGCACUCCUAUUCUUAAUACAAUUAACAGAUAUUCGGGAUUAGAAGAAGGCAUAUCAACAUUAUUUGGAAUAUUAUCAGCGAGCCCUGCAUGGUUGAAUCAUACUCAUUUGAUGAAUAGUGUUGAUAAUGAGCAACGUAUGAUUGCGUCUUUGAUGAUAACUGCCUUAAAUGUACUUCCACGAUUAGCAUAUUAUUACUCUGCAGAUCUUUGGAGAUUAAAUGCAAUUCAGGAAAAUAUUACUAAUCCUACGGAUUUGGUAUCGUCCUGGUGGAAUUAUAGGGAAAAAUAUGAAGGUGUCUCUUCUGUCGAUACAAAUAAUCCUACUUUCUUGGAUGACAUUCAUAUUAUUACGAAUAAACCAUAUCUUCCCAAUAUCCUUGGCAUAAUGGUAUCUUUCCUAUUAUAUGAAUACACUGUAGACUCGACUGAAGUCAGAUAUGACGACAUUGAUGGAAAAUUGCUAAACGGCAAUAUAAUAAAAAUGAUUCAACAGGGCGGAGCCAAUCAAUGGCCAGAUAGUUUGGACAAAUUUUUAGAUUUAGAUGAUAUAACCGCGGAUGCUCUCCUUUCUUACUUCGCACCGUUAGAAGAAUUUAUUGAAGAGAAUGAAAAAGCGUUUGAGUACAAAUCUGGAGCAACAGCGGAUAAAGAACUCGAAGAAUUAGAAAAUAUCUUGCAAGAGAUCAACACUCUUAUUACGACGUCACAACCGAUCAUCAAGAUAAGCAGUACGACAGAGGCUACGUCAUCACCAAACAAGAUAGCAAGUAAUACGAAAAACAUGCAGGCAAAAGUAGAAAAAUCUUUAGAGUCUAAAUCUUCCAUGUACGUUCGAGAAGAUAAAGUAAAAAAUUCUGGCCCAAAUUUACCGACCAAUGGUUCCUCGGAUAAAUCGUCAUUGAACUUCGAUACACAUGUGGAGGAUACACAAGAUAACACACCUAAAGUAAGCACUAGCAAAGCGGUAUGGGCAAUAAGCGCAGUUCUUAUAGCGUUAGUUGUCAUUUGUAUCAUUGCGAUUUUCGGAAGACGAAGAUGUCGUAAAACGCCAAAAAAGACGAUAUGUUUAGCACAGUACAUACAUUUUGUUAUUUAAAAACAUAUUUAUUUUUCGCAUUUAGUCGCUAAGAAAAUUUCAUCAUGUGAAUUAUCACAAACAGCUCAAGUAGCAAACUGAUGUCAAUAAAUGUCAAAAUGACGUAUGCUUCCUA
Nylanderia fulva is the source of this 2823-nucleotide messenger RNA. Its product is annotated as angiotensin-converting enzyme. Gene Ontology annotation, cellular component: plasma membrane. The record is from RefSeq and is a predicted model, not a curated record. Gene Ontology annotation, molecular function: metallopeptidase activity; peptidyl-dipeptidase activity. NCBI's taxonomy places the organism in Eukaryota, Metazoa, Arthropoda, Insecta, Hymenoptera, Formicidae. Gene Ontology annotation, biological process: proteolysis.